Molecule: messenger RNA, 703 nt
Organism: Amoebophrya sp. A25
Lineage: Eukaryota; Dinophyceae; Syndiniales; Amoebophryaceae
Source: the annotation of a GenBank genome assembly
GCCAACAUUGACAAUCAUACGGAUAGGCUUGUCCAAAGCUUGGUACGACGCAAAUUUCACGACUGCACCCUGAUCACAGUGGCACACCGACUCCAGACAAUCAUCGACUUCGACAGAAUUUUGGUCAUUUAUGGUGCGUGUGGGAGAAUGUACUACUUCUAAUUUCUGCUUUACAGAGUCCUGAUUCAGUGAAGAUGCAGAUGACUCGUAUUGAUGGGACUGCAAGGCGAUAGGAAUAGGUUGUUUUCGAGGAGGAAUAGUAAGACCAGUCUAUUACAACUUGAGUGAUACUAUAGACCCCUUCUUCUAACUCCUGUCCCACGGCAGAGUCGCAGAGGAUGGAGUACCAUGGGAACUGAUGCAGAACCCGUCAUCGCAUUUAAAUCACAUGCUAGAAAGCAAUGGACCGGAGACAGCUACUGCAUUGCGGCGUACAGCGCAAUUGGCUGCAGCGAAGAACAGUGCCACAACAGAGGAAGCCGAAGUUGAUCAUAUUAGCGUAAUAAAGUCACCGAUCAGCACAUAUUCAUUUGACACUGAAAAAAUUGUAACACCAUGACGAUAGAGCAAACUACUAGGGCAUUAUGGCUUGGAAAAACUGUGCACUACACCUAUAAAAGGAUCUUCUUUUUUUGGAGGAGCACUCACAUCUGACAGAAAGCUCUGCUCUUCUUCAUUGAAAUUCAAAAAAAAUGAAACGGCC